Messenger RNA from Arachis stenosperma, 476 nucleotides. Its product is annotated as LEAF RUST 10 DISEASE-RESISTANCE LOCUS RECEPTOR-LIKE PROTEIN KINASE-like 2.4. The record is from RefSeq and is a predicted model, not a curated record. Gene Ontology annotation, molecular function: protein kinase activity. The transcript has a single exon. NCBI's taxonomy places the organism in Eukaryota, Viridiplantae, Streptophyta, Magnoliopsida, Fabales, Fabaceae. Bases 33 to 428 code for a protein of 131 amino acids.
UUUCACAUAAAUCUGAUGUUUAUAGCUAUGGAAUGAUGCUUCUAGAAAUGGUAGGAAUGAAGGAGAACAUCCUUGCAAAGACAAGUCACACAAGCGAGAUGUACUUCCCUGAUUGGAUAUACAAAAGGCUUGAUCAAGGAACUCAACUGGGACCUGAUGAUGAUGGGGAAGUGGCCAUAGAGGAAAAUGAUGUUGUUAAGAAAAUGACAAUCGUGGGUUUAUGGUGCAUUCAACCAAUUCCAAAUGACAGACCAACAAUGAGUAGAGUUGUAGAAAUGUUGGAAGGCAGCAUGAAUUCCCUGGAAAUGCCACCAAGACCUGUCCUGUCUUCAACAAGAGUGGUAGUAGAAUCUUCUUCUAAUGUUGUGUCGUUGGUGGAAUCUUCUUCUGUUGUAUCAGUUGUAGAAUCUUCUACUAAUGUAACUUAGAUGCAUUACAUUGUACUCCCUCUAUUGUCUAUGUGUACCAAGCACACA